Molecule: messenger RNA, 1017 nt
Organism: Malurus melanocephalus (red-backed fairy wren)
Lineage: Eukaryota; Metazoa; Chordata; Aves; Passeriformes; Maluridae
Product: leucine zipper protein 2-like
Exons: 4
Source: RefSeq, a predicted model, not a curated record
GAAAAAAAAGAUAUUUAAGUGUUCUUUUCUGCAGGAGUCGCAGCUGAAGGCUCUGAAGGACACGGUGCAGCUGUGCCUGUCGUCGGUGCUGCGCCAUCAGCCCCCCACCAUCAACCUCGUCCCCUCCAAACCRGCAGAGAAACUCCCUGCCCCCAUCACCAAGGGCUCCAAAGCUCCUGUCCAAGUGACAAACACCAAGGUGUGGAAAAACGUCUCAGCAGAGAAAGAGAAUUUCCACGUGGCCUCGAAAAAGGAAGAAAACCAGAGCACCCAGGAGUGUGAUUCUCAAGAUGUUGCCAAGACAUGUUUGGGGAAUCGUAAUGCUUCCACAUCUCGUUUGAAGGCAGCAGAAACAGACACAAGCUUUCAGAAGUUGCACAGCCCUCCAUGGACUAAACCUGAAGAUAAAAACUCACCGGAAAAAAAGGAGAAAAAAACUGAAGAAUCAGUUAGUACAAAAGACAAAAAACUCUAAAUGCUACAUUGAAAUCUACAUUGAUCUACAUUGAAAAAUGCCAAUCACAUCCAACUUCAUAUUCUGUUAGGGCAAAGGCAUGAAAUGUCCCAGGUUUCUAAAGCAUGCAUUUUUCACUAUUUUAUGAAUGUUUGUAAAUUAGUCUAGAAUAGACCAAUUAGUACCUUCCAGCAAUAAUCCAAAAUGGAUGUUUGAAGAAAUGCUUUGUAAUGCAGUCCAGUUUUUGAACUCUUGUUCUACYUUAUCAGUAAUUGCAUACUAUAAAUUACCUUAUUUGUAAACAACAGUCAUUCUCAAGUAUUUUCUCAGUCUGUUCUAUUUCACAUAAYUUUAUGGCAGAUUAGGUUUUUAAAUUAAGAUUAAGGGGCACUCAGUGUGUGUGKGGGGAAAAUAUCUGUGUAACCAUAUUUGAAUUACAAUUCCUAAGUGCAACUGUAAAAAGGGAACUGUGGGGGGGGGUCCAUGUACACUUACCUUUCAGUAAUUCCAUUUCAAAUCUACUUACUUACACAAUAAAAAAAUGUUUAUUUUGUUCUUUUUUA